AUGGAUGGACAUUCAGGGCCUGUACCUGAUACAAUCAUGGCCAACUCUGAUGCCGUUCCUCCCGUCCAGACGGAUGUUCGCAGCCAUGCCAUCCAUCAUGACCAGCCUACUGUCUACCCUGAGAACGGAAAAGAACCUCCCCGAAAGCGAGUGACGCCCCGGCCGUCUUUUUUCGAAAAUUUGGCCAGCUCGCGUGAGACUCAGUUUACGUUGAAGAGGAACAACUCUGGCGAUAUAGACCGAUACUUUCAUGGUCCCCGUGAUCUUGACAAGCAUUCGAAAUGGCCCAUCUUCCUGCGUAUGCAUGGCAGUGUCUUGCCCAAGAUGCUGCUACCUCUGGUGUUUGUCGCUCUCUGGUCGACUUUGAUUACCUGCAUUUCGAAAUUCGUUCACAACCUCGGUAUCGACAAUAUACUUCUCACAGUUACCGGUUUCGUUGUCGGUUUGGCUCUGUCGUUUCGAAGCUCGACAGCCUACGAGCGAUGGGCAGAUGGAAGAAAAUACUGGUCGCUAUUGAGCCAGACCUCUCGAAACCUCGCGCGCACAAUCUGGGUCGACACUGCAGAACGAGAAGGCGAACAAGGAAAGGAAGACUUGCUCGGUAAACUAACUGCGAUGAACCUCAUCCUAGCAUUCGCCGUCUCCCUCAAACACAAACUGCGAUUCGAGCCAGACGUGGCCUACGAGGACCUUGCCGGUCUGAUCGGAUACCUUGAUACAUUCGCCAAGGAAGCACACGAUAGAGAACGUCUCCAGCCUCCCAGGAAGAGUAUGUGGAAAUCAGCUGGCGAAUACCUCGGCAUCUCAUUCGCCGAGUCGAACCCUAGGAAAUUGAUUAAGCGGUCCAAGAAGCCGUUGGGCCAUUUGCCACUUGAAAUUCUCAAUCAUAUGGCGGCUUAUAUCGACAGUUGUAUUGCGAACAAUACUCUCUCCGUUAGUCUUCAUCAAGGACAAGCUAUCUCCGCACUGGCUACACUUAACGAAGUGUUGACAGGAACUGAACGGGUCUUGGAUACUCCCCUGCCUGUUGCUUACACUAUUGCGAUUUCUCAAAUCGCCUGGAUCUACGUCAUGGUACUUCCCUUCCAGCUCUACAACACUCUGCAAUGGGUGACUAUCCCAGGAUCAAUCGUCGCCGCAUACAUCAUCCUCGGUCUGGCAACCAUCGGCUCCGAAAUCGAAAACCCCUUCGGACACGACGUCAACGAUCUUCCCCUCGACACAUACUGCCGACAACUCGCCCUAGAACUCGACAUCAUCACCGCCGUCCCAGCACCCAAGGCCAGCGAUUUCAGCCAGCGCGAAGAUAACCUCGUCCUCUACCCCCUCAGUCUAUCCGGCUACCCCGACUGGAAGGACCGCAGCGUCGAGGACAUCCGCGCCGCCCUUAAAGCGAAAGUGGUGGCCAACAUUACCCCGUCUGCAUCUGCAGCUCCGUCCAAAGCAUCGACUGUGAUCGAGGAAGUGGGCGUCACGACGGGCAAAAAUUCUGUCUAG
Molecule: messenger RNA, 1497 nt
Organism: Aspergillus wentii DTO 134E9
Lineage: Eukaryota; Fungi; Ascomycota; Eurotiomycetes; Eurotiales; Aspergillaceae
Product: UPF0187 domain membrane protein
Exons: 7
Coding region: 1-1497 (498 amino acids)
Molecular function (GO): chloride channel activity
Source: RefSeq, a predicted model, not a curated record